Messenger RNA from Trifolium pratense (red clover), 1195 nucleotides. RefSeq names its product putative F-box/LRR-repeat protein At3g42770. The transcript has 3 exons. Bases 29 to 1195 code for a protein of 388 amino acids. The record is from RefSeq and is a predicted model, not a curated record. NCBI's taxonomy places the organism in Eukaryota, Viridiplantae, Streptophyta, Magnoliopsida, Fabales, Fabaceae. Gene Ontology annotation, molecular function: protein binding.
AAAAGUUUAGGAUUAAUUUCUUGGUGCUAUGAAAUCUUUAGAAUAUAUGGGAGAUAUGGAUGACAGGAUUAGCAAUUUUCCGGAUGAAAUCCUCGGUCACAUUAUCUCAUUUCUCCCAACUGAAGAUGCCUAUGAGACUCGUAUACUUUCUAAGAGAUGGUAUCCACUUUGGUUCUUAUAUCCUAGUCCCAAUCUUGACUACGAUUAUUCGCGGUUUAUAAAAAAUGGCAAAAAUGGUUCUGACUUUAAAUUUAUGGUAUAUGAUACCAUUUUUAUGCGAAGUGAGCAUCAACCUAUCAAAAGCUUUCGCCUUAGAUAUGUUGAUAAUGUUAUAUACACAGUGGUUGCCAUGGAGUGGUUAACCAAAGCAGCAGAACAAGGCAUGGAGUACUUAGACAUUCAUUUUUGUGAUAUGAAUAUCUUUAAUUGUAUGCUUUCUGUUUUUAGUUUUCGAAACCUUGUUGUUAUCAAGUUGAAAGAAGUUCGCGUCGUGGUGUGGUCAUCUGCUGUUGACCUUCCCUCGCUUAGAAUUUUACAUUUGAACAAAGUCCAUUUCGAUGAUCGAAUGGAUCUUUUUUAUGUUCUUAAUGGUUGUCCAAUUCUUGAGGAUUUGGAAGCGAAAAAUACAUCUCUAUUAUUUGGUUGGUUAUACGAUUUUGAAGAGUUUAAAGACUUUAAUAAUUUGGUUAGGGCAGACAUUACGCAAUUUUCAGAUGACGAAGUUCCUCUGAAAGCCUUUCAUAAUGUGGAAUUUCUUCGGUUGGAAAGGGUCAUCUAUUGUGUGAGUCCUGUGUUUUUUAAUUUAACUCAGCUGGAGUUUGUCUUCGGAGGAAGUACUGACUGGAAAUUUAUAUUCGAAGUAAUGAAGAAUUGCCCCAAGCUUCAAAUUUUAGUCGUUGAAAUGCCUUUAACCCGAUAUCGUUACCGUGUUUCCUGGUUUCCAGAUAAUUUGCCUGAAUGCCUAUCUUUGCAGUUUAAAAGCUGUACUGUUAACAAUUAUAGAGGGCUGAAACAUGAAUUGAAAUUUUUACGGUAUAUUUUGGGAAUUUCAACAUCUUUGGAGAGCAUGAGAAUCAGCAGUUUACCUUCCUUGGAGACCUUGGAAAAGCUGGAAUUAAUGUUGAAAGAAUUAAUUGCAUUGCCAAGGAGUUCUUCUACAUGUAAAGUUUUUUUGAAUGAUGAUUGUUUUGCUUGA